This is a messenger RNA of Salarias fasciatus (jewelled blenny), 932 nucleotides long. RefSeq names its product RAN guanine nucleotide release factor (gene rangrf). NCBI's taxonomy places the organism in Eukaryota, Metazoa, Chordata, Actinopteri, Blenniiformes, Blenniidae. Bases 90 to 719 code for a protein of 209 amino acids. The record is from RefSeq and is a predicted model, not a curated record. Gene Ontology annotation, biological process: heart contraction; regulation of sodium ion transmembrane transporter activity; protein import into nucleus. Gene Ontology annotation, molecular function: small GTPase binding; transmembrane transporter binding; sodium channel regulator activity. Gene Ontology annotation, cellular component: nucleus. The transcript has a single exon.
CUGUUCCGGGCCGGGUGGAUUCGUUUCUCGGCGUAAGCGCAACGUCGGCCCUCUCUGGCAGCACACACGUUGAAAAGUAGCCUCCGUACAUGCCGUUGCCUUCUGAAACCAGCCAAGGAUCGUACGCGUACGGAGAGAUGCUAAGUGCUGCCGGCCGCACGGGCCAGCCGCGGCCUCUGUUUGGAGGCGCCCUGUCUGCCGUCCUCCCCCACAGCGCCACCGACGUGAGCGAGCUGAGAGAAAUACCGGACAACCAGGAGGUGUUCGCCAACGCUCACACGGACCAGAGUAUGAUCGUGGAGCUGGUGGAGUACCAGAAGGAGGUGGCAGACCACGAGGCUGCCAGGUACCACUUUGAGGAUAUCGCCGCCAGUAACAAAGCGCUGGAGCAGGGUACGUCUGAGGUGAGCAGCGUCGUGGCCCUGCAGAAACAAGACCUGCUACUGUCGGAGUGCAGUUCCGCCUGGAUGCUGACUGGGACGCAGCGUGUCUCCAAAUUCAACGAGGAGGCGCGGAACGAGGUGGCCCUCCACCUGGGCUUGUUUCGCCUGCCGCAGUUUUCCACGGACAUCCUGGUAUCUUUUAAUGACCCGCAGGACAUCAACCCCAAGAGCAGCAGUGCUUCAGCCAUGGGCCCUGAAGAGCAGCUGUGGACAGUGCAGGACUUCCAGCUGUUGUUGCAGACUCUGAGACUCCACAACCCUGGCCUGUUUGUAUAAAGUUUUAAUCGGAGACUGAGGCUUGAUAAGCUCGCAUUUUGAUGCAUCCGGCAUUCUCUCCUCUGCCAUCCUAGGCUACGUUCACAUUGCAGGCUGAAGUGACCCAAAUCCGAUUUUUUUUGCCCCUAUGCGACCUGUAUCGGAUCUUUUCAUGACAGUCUGAACGACACAUCCGAUUUUUUCAAAUGCGACCCAGGCCACUUGGAUAUGUGG